Messenger RNA from Vitis vinifera (wine grape), 6392 nucleotides. Its product is annotated as protein FLOWERING LOCUS D. Gene Ontology annotation, molecular function: oxidoreductase activity; protein binding. NCBI's taxonomy places the organism in Eukaryota, Viridiplantae, Streptophyta, Magnoliopsida, Vitales, Vitaceae. The record is from RefSeq and is a predicted model, not a curated record. The transcript is spliced from 6 exons. Bases 82 to 3162 code for a protein of 1026 amino acids.
UAUCAAACUGUCACAGCAACCAAACCGCAAUUUUCCUUCUUCUUUUGCCUCGCCUCAGCGAAAGUAGAAGAACAGAGAAGUAUGGACCCAUCGAAUCAAAUCUCCGAAUUCUCUUCAUUCCCUCCUCUUCCUCUGGAUCCCCUCCAAUACACCAUUUUUGUACCUCACUCAAACCCUAAUCCUAAUAACAACCCUCACCCUAGCUCCAACACCAAUUCGAACCCAAUUUCAAACCCUAACCCUAAUCCUAAUCCUGACCCUGUCCCUAACUCUAACCAUAACCCUUAUCCGGACCACUUUCUUUCGCUUUCCAUCCCUAGGAAGAGAAGACGAGGGAGACCUCGCAGCGCCGCGACGUUUACUCCAUCACAGAAUCAGGUGUUUCAAAUUCCUCACACUUCCAACGGUACAAUUAACGGUAACAAUUAUCUUGCUGGUGCUUCUUCUUCUUCAACUUCUUUUUCCAAACUUAGUAUAGAAAACCCUACUUCUUCAACCGCCGCUGUUCCUGAUAUAUCUGAUGAAAUCAUUGUUAUCAACAAAGAAGCCACAUCUGAGGCCUUGAUUGCACUUUCGGCUGGUUUUCCGGCUGAUUCCCUCACCGAGGAGGAAAUUGAUGCUGGGGUUCUUUCUAUAAUUGGUGGAAUCGAGCAAGUUAAUUAUAUUCUCAUCCGAAACCACAUUCUAGCGAAAUGGCGGGAGAAUGUGUCAAGUUGGGUUGCAAAAGAGAUGUUUCUUGGUUCAGUACCAUCACAUUGUCACAUUCUUCUGGACUCAGCUUAUAAUUUUUUGGUUACACAUGGAUAUGUUAAUUUCGGGGUUGCACAUGCAAUCAAAGAAAAAAUUCCAACUGAACCCAGUAAGCAGAAUGUGGUUGUGAUAGGGGCAGGGCUUGCAGGAUUGGCUGCAGCCCGACAAUUAAUGCGGUUUGGGUAUAAGGUAACUGUUUUGGAGGGUAGGAAACGAGCAGGUGGAAGGGUUUAUACAAAGAAAAUGGAGGGAGGGAAUAGGACUGCGGCUGCGGAUUUGGGGGGUAGUGUGUUAACUGGUACACAUGGAAACCCGCUUGGGAUUGUGGCCCGGCAAUUGGGCUAUCACCUUCAUAAGGUGAGAGACAAGUGCCCGCUUUAUAGUGUGGAUGGAAAACCUGUUGACCCGGACAUGGAUUUGAAGGUGGAAGCCGAUUUUAAUCGCCUUUUGGAUAAGGCAAGCAAGUUAAGACAGCUAAUGGGGGAGGUUUCAGUGGAUGUCUCACUUGGGGCAGCACUGGAGACUUUUAGACAGGUGUGUGGGGAUGCUGUAAAUGCUGAGGAGAUAAACCUGUUUAAUUGGCAUCUUGCAAAUUUGGAAUAUGCAAAUGCAGGUUUGCUUUCAAAGCUUUCACUUGCAUUCUGGGACCAAGAUGAUCCAUAUGAUAUGGGAGGGGACCAUUGCUUCUUGCCUGGGGGGAAUGGGAGGCUAGUUCAGGUUUUGUCUGAGAAUGUGCCCAUCCUUUAUGAAAAAACUGUGCACACGAUAAGGUAUGGUAGUGAUGGAGUACAGGUGAUUGCUGGGAACCAGGUAUUUGAGGGUGACAUGGCACUAUGUACAGUUCCACUUGGGGUUCUGAAGAGUGGAUCUAUCAAAUUUAUUCCAGAGUUGCCUCAAAGAAAGCUUGAUGGGAUCAAGAGGCUGGGAUUUGGUUUAUUAAAUAAGGUUGCAAUGCUUUUUCCUCAUGUGUUCUGGGGCACAGAUCUUGACACAUUUGGUCAUCUGUCUGAUGAUCCAAGUCGCCGGGGAGAGUUUUUCCUGUUCUACAGCUAUGCAACUGUUGCUGGUGGUCCUCUCUUGAUUGCUUUAGUAGCAGGAGAAGCUGCACAUAAGUUUGAGAGCAUGCCACCUACUGAUGCUGUGACUUGGGUUAUUCAAAUUCUCAGGGGGAUUUACGAACCACAAGGAAUCAAUGUUCCAGAGCCUAUCCAAACCGUCUGUACUAGAUGGGGUAGUGAUCCUUUCAGCCUAGGUUCGUACUCAAAUGUUGCUGUGGGGGCAUCAGGAGAUGACUAUGACAUCUUAGCGGAAAAUGUGGGGGAUGGAAGACUUUUCUUUGCAGGAGAGGCUACUACUAGGCGAUACCCUGCAACUAUGCAUGGAGCCUUUCUUAGUGGGCUAAGAGAAGCUGCAAACAUGGCUCACUAUGCUAAUGCUCGAGUCAUACGGAUAAAGAUUGAAAGAAGCCCAUCAAAGAAUGCACAUUCUUGUGCUUCCCUUCUGGCAGAUUUAUUCAGGGAGCCUGAUUUAGAAUUUGGGAGCUUUGCUGUUAUUUUUGGGAAGAAAAAUUCUGAUCCCAAGUCAAUGGUAAUUUUAAGGGUGACAUUUACUGGGCCACGAAAAGGUUCAAAACUGGACCAGAAUCAUUCAAAUAAAUUGCUUUUUCAGCAGCUUGAGUCACAUUUUAAUCAUCAGCAGCAGCUUCAUAUUUACACUCUGUUGUCAAGACAACAAGCCCUUGAACUAAGAGAAGUGAGAGGAGGUGAUGACAUGAGGUUGAAUUUCCUCUGUGAAAAGCUUGGAGUGAAACUAGUUGCAAGAAAAGGUUUGGGCCCUUCUGCCGAUUCUGUUAUUGCUUCAAUAAAGGCAGAGAGGGGAAACCGCAAGCCAGCUUCAACAUCUUUGGCUCUUAAAUCAGGAAUGAAGCCUAAAGCAGCCGGUUCGAAGCGAAAAGUUGUUAGGAAGGCUAAAGUUGUGAGCAAUGUUGGUGGCUUGAUGCCUCGCAAUUCAAACAUGCGUAAUGGUAACAGCUCAAUACCUCCUUCCAAUUUGAUUGUGCGCAAUGGCAGUGGCUCAACGCCUCCUCCCAAUUUAAACAUGGGCAAUGGCAGUGGCUUGGUGCCUCGUCCCAAUUUAAAUAUGGGCAAUGGCAGUGGCUUGGUGCCUUCUUCUAAUUUAAACAUGACCAGUGGCUUGUUGCCUCCUUCCAAUUUAAGCAUAGGCAAUGGCAGUGGCUUCACUCCUGCCAUUUUAAACAUGGGCAACAAUGGUAGUUCGGUUCCUCCUGAUUUGAACAUUGGCAAUGGUGGUGGCUCAGAACUUCAUCCCCAUUUAGGCUUGGGAAAUGGCAGUGGCGUUGUACCUCCUCCCAAUAUAAAUGUGGCAGAGAGUAAGCUGAUGGGACAAAUGUAGGAGCACUUAUCGAGGACCUUCUGACGCUUUUUGCUCAUGUAUGAACAGAGGAACGCAUCAUGCACCUUCUGACACUUUCUUCUCAUGGCAUUAAUCUCUGGACAUGGUGAAGUAAUGAGCAGACAGCCUCUUUCAGUUGAGAGAAUGUGGGACAAUGAAUUCUUUUCCUAUUUGGGACCAUAUUUGGGAUUUGUAUCACUUUGGAUUGGAUCAGAGAGUUGACAAUUGAUAUGUUAACUUUUCCGUGGAGUUUUUGUUGAAGAGUGUGUGUGUGUGUGUGUUUUGAGAUUGACAAGAGCUCAAGGCUUAGGAAUGGGUAUGAACGGUUGAAUUGAAUUGCUGGAUCCUAUUUUUGUUGGAACAGCCACAUUAUUAUUGCUAUUUUCUAAUAAAAGGCGGAUGAUUUGAUGCUGUUGGAAAUUAUUUAGAGGCCCUUUAUCAUUCUGAUUGUUUUUAUGACUUGGUGGUCUCCUGGAUAGUAUCAUUAUUCUUUACUGGGUUUUGUCUUGUAUUAAGUUAGCAAUUCUUAGUAAUUGUGUGUAAGGAAGAAAUACAUCUUGUUUGUCUCCAAAAAUCAGAGCCCUACUUUGCAUAUUAUUACCAUGAAGUUGGAUGGUGGUAACUACCUUGUACUUAUAUGAAGAUGGGUUACAUGACUGGAAAAUCAAGGAGCCUGACACUAAAAACUUUUAUAUUUGCGAUGCUUACAACUUGAAUAUCACUACUUGGUUGCUGCAUACAAUGUGACUCCUGAUUUGUGAUAAGUUUACUCGUUACUUUGGGAUGUCUUAAGAGUUUGGAUGUUGUAUCUCAAGACUUUUCUAAGAUGGAUGGUAUUAGACAGAUUUUCAGUGAAAAAUGAUAUUCAUGAAGCCACUCAAAUGAUAGGCCUCAUGCAGUCUGCAUCAAUAUUUUGUGAUAAAAGUGGGAAGAAGUUGACUAUUAUCUGAAACUGUAAUGCAUGGAAGGAUCUGAAACAGUAACGCAUGUUUAAGUUAGUUGACUAUGUAAAUAAGGAAGUUGUAAUUUAGAGGCUUUGUAGGAGGAUUUGUUGGAAGAAUUUUAGGAGUUGGUCAAUCAAUUAGUUUUCAUUUAUUGUACAAGUGUGAAAGACGUAUAUGCACACAGACACACACACACACACACUAAUUUUUCAAUGAGAGAAUAAGAAGAUUCCUUAUUUUCCAUUAGUGUCUUUGAUUGCGUGAUUAGGUUUUAUCACUUCUUGCUUCUCUUCCUUGUUGGAGUUCUUUUUCUUAAACUCCAUUAUUUGCUGGAUGGGCCACCCAAAUCUGAGUAUAGAUGGGGCUAAGUUGCUUUGUACACCUCCAAAGCACACAAAAGUCCCCUUCAGUGCAAAUACAUGUAAGGAUAUCCAAAAAGGAAGCUAAUUAAAGCUUUUAGGUUUGGUUGCCUUAGGUUUUUGGCUUCCCCCUGCUUUCUAUAGUGUGAGCUUCACCAUGGUUAAUGCUUCUUAGAUCAGAUUUUUCACUCACUCUAAGGUGUGAUGGCUAUAUCCGCUUAAUCAAUAUCAAGAUAUAUUCUAGCUGGCUUACGUCUAGUCCUUGGAAGAAUCUUCUUUAAAAUAGGAACUGUUCCUCUCAAGCUUGUGGAUGCUUGCCUUGCCCAAAUAGAUAAUAUUUUGCUAGGGAGGGCUAUGAUGUUAGGUCCUAAACUUGAGAUUACCCAGCCAGUAGAAAAGGGGUGGGCUUAUGUCACUUGGGGUUUCAUUUGCUGCAUAUCAUAUCAAGCUCCUUAUUGGCACUUUCAUACAUGGAUUUUAUUUUUAGUGCUCCAAAUGUUACUCAAUGUAGCCCCAUAAGAGCGCUGUGGUAGGCUAUAUUGCAUGGAUCAAGUUUUUUGGCACUACAGGUUAGGUGUUUGAUUGUCACAUGGUGCUUGAGGAUCCCUAUUAGUUAAUUGUCUCAAUGACUUUGGAGAUUAGACUAUUCUCUUUUCGUGCUUUAAUAGGCCUCUUACAUUCCUUUGUUUAUUUUAGUAGGCAAAUAAAAAAUAUUUUAAUAGAAUAGAGCCUAACAAAGAGAGGUGCAUCCAAUGUACACUGAUAGCAUACAAAAGUCAAAAAGAAGACACAGAAGCUACUAAGCAAGAUAACUAACAAAACGACCUAUCUAGUCACAAUAUAGGCUAUCUAAAAAAGUUCAACAUUGCAGCAAUCUCCAUCCUCAUUGCACCCCAAGAUCACUCCAACAAGAAUUUCAAAAAAGCCUCAAGUCUUUGAUGUGUCAUCUCUUUCUCAUAGAAUAUAAUUCAAUUACGCUAUUUCCAAAUAUACCAAAAGAAACAUAAGAGAACCAUGCAUCAAACCUUUCUUUGCUUUUUCUCCAUCCUUGUGACCUUUCACCCUAAGAGAAGGUUCUUCACUGUGUCUGGAAACACCCAUAUCUGCCAGAAGAUUGCUAAAAUAAGAUUCCACAACUUUUUAGUCCUAUUACAAUGAACUAGAAUAUGACUAGUUCUUUCUUCACUGCCUUUGCAUAUGACUAGUUCUUUCUUCACUGCCUUUGCAAAGGCUACAUUUAUUUAUCAUCGUCCACUCUCUUCUCAUGAGGAUAUUUAUGGUUAGGAUUUUCCCCCCAAACUGCUUCUCAUAUAUAUAUAUGUGUGUGUGUGUGUGUGUGUGUGUGUGUAUAAACAGUUUCAUAACAGGGCAUGAGGCCUCCAAAUUUCUUUAGCUGUGAACAUCUCUCUACUUCCAUCACAUAAAGAACUAUGGAAGGGCUUUUCACAGAAUUUUCCUUUCCUAUCUCCUUUCCAUUGUAAACUGUCUAUCCUUAGUCCUUGCACUCUCACCAAAUAAAUGAACUUGAAGAAUUGAACCAUUGCAUUCAUUUCCCAAUUCUCGGUUCGGCUCGCCCUUUCUCAUGGAACUUUAAUUUCCGUCGUAAUCUAACCAAUUCUGAGAUAGAAGAUCUAGAACGCCUCAUGCACUCUCUUGAUUGUAUGAAUUUAUCCACUUUCGCUUCAGACGCGAGAUCUUGGUCCUUAUUGUCUUCAGGAUUGUUUAUAGUCAAGUCUUUCUUUACAGCCUUGUCCCAAAUGCCUGAUUCAUCUCCAUUUUUCCCCACUAAGUUUGUAUGGAAAUCUCAAGUCCCUUUCAAAUGGGGAUUGUGGGAGGUGCUAGGUUUGAAUCCAAAUGGGGGCCCAAAAACAAAAACAAAAACAAAGUUAAAAAAAAAAGGAAAGAAAAGCAAAGAAGAGAAAUAUUU